Molecule: messenger RNA, 3739 nt
Organism: Drosophila kikkawai
Lineage: Eukaryota; Metazoa; Arthropoda; Insecta; Diptera; Drosophilidae
Gene: dati
Product: zinc finger protein datilografo
Biological process (GO): regulation of transcription by RNA polymerase II
Cellular component (GO): nucleus
Molecular function (GO): DNA-binding transcription factor activity, RNA polymerase II-specific; RNA polymerase II cis-regulatory region sequence-specific DNA binding
Source: RefSeq, a predicted model, not a curated record
GGGGCCCUGUCACGGAAUUAUGAAAUUAAGGAUAUAAGGAUGCUGUAGUUACCAGGCCCCCAAGGAACCAGUUGGACUGCGCCGGCAGCGCCCAAAGAUCUGAGUUCAGCCGGAUUUGAGUUCGAGACAUCUCUUCCUUUAAUCACGAUCCCGAUUUCGAGCCCGACCCCGAUCUCGACUCGAACCCAAACCCAAUCCACAUUUAAAUAUGGAUGCCGCUGAUUUUUGGCAGCAGGCUCGUGCUCCGUUCGGCUUGCAAACAGCAUUGCAUCAGUACAACUCCAACCAGAGCACUUCCCAUCCCCAUCACAUCAUGCACUCGACCAUAAUCCCGCAGGAAGAAAACGAUCUGUUGUCGGGCAUUCAUCCCCAAGACGGGACUGCUGCAGGAAGUGACUCCGAGCCCGGCCAGGAUCCGCCGAAGAAGCCCGACACCAGCCAUCAUCAUCACCAUAGCUUGCAACAGCACAUGCCACAAGCGGAACACCAGCAGUCCUAUGGCGGCCAAAAUCCAGCUCCCCAACUGAGCAACCAUCACUUGCUAUUCAAUGCGGCUGCCGCUGCUGCGGCCGCGGCUCAUCUGAAGUCCACUGCUGCCAUGCAGAACAAUCUAUCGUCACCGCUGAGAGAUCAGAAGCAGAACUAUGGCUUGUGCGGGAUCAAACCGAAGCUGGAGGUCGAUUCCAAGCCAAGCCGACAGCAGUCCUUGAAUGAUUGCCAUCAGCAGCUGACAUAUGCCGGCGAUUUCUAUGAUGAUAAAGGAACGGGGGCCACGGAAACACCGGCUAGUGUGGGCUCCACCAUCGAUGCAGAGUCGCAGUCGCAGCCGAGUGUGGCAAUGGCAGGCAGAGGAUGUCCUCAAGCGCAGCCAGAACUCGGCAGCAAAGCCACUCUGUCGCCAGGAGGGGAAGAUUGCGGAGCAGCUGGUGCGGCCUCGGUCUGCGGUCCGGGAUCAGAGUCUGGUCCGGCGACGAUCAUCAGCAGUAGUCACCAGCAGCAGUCGCCGCAGCAUUCAACAACGCCCUCCGGCGGCAGUUCGACGCCUGAAAUGAAAUUUAACAAGGACAAAAUGGCCAACGACAUUCAGCUUCAGCUAUCUCGGUCGAGCAGCGCUGCCGCGAUCAGUGAACGCACCCUUGAAGAAUGUUGGUCAACCCUGCAACGACUCUUCAUGCACAAGAGCGCCAUGCAACAGAUCCAACAGCAGAUACCACGCGUCGGUUUGGGUGGCGGCGGAACUGGGACAUCUAAUUUGGGUGGCAGCAUUACGCCAGGCCUUGGGACGGACACCAAGCCACAUCAGUGCCAGCAGUGCAUGAAAAGCUUCUCCAGCAACCACCAGCUCGUCCAGCACAUUCGUGUCCAUACCGGCGAAAAGCCCUACAAGUGUUCCUACUGUGAUCGUAGAUUUAAGCAGUUGUCGCAUGUCCAGCAGCAUACACGUCUGCACACAGGAGAAAGACCCUACAAAUGCCAUUUGCCUGACUGCGGUCGCGCGUUUAUCCAGCUUUCAAACCUUCAGCAACAUCUGCGCAACCAUGACGCUCAAGUGGAAAGGGCAAAAAAUCGUCCAUUUCAUUGCAAUAUAUGUGGCAAAGGAUUCGCCACGGAAUCCAGCCUGCGCACGCAUACAUCAAAAGAGCUACAGCUGCAUCUUGGUGUCUUGCAGCAGCAUGCGGCACUCAUUGGCGGUCCCAAUGCUACCUCCUGUCCCGUUUGCCACAAGCUCUUCCUGGGCACGGAAGCCCUGGUGGAUCACAUGAAGCUCGUUCACAAAGAUAAAAGCCCGCCACCCAGUGGAUCAGCCGUAAAUCAAUUCAGUGAUCUCAAUCAGACGGCAACGACGGGAAGCGGGAAUGGAACUGGAACUGGAGUUAGCAGCGGGGAACCGCAGUGCGCAGCAUCUGAAUCAACCUGUGUCCAAGCUUCCAGUGGCUCCAACCUAAUAGAUAGCUACCUGGGCAAGCGGAGAACAGCCAACCACCCGUGUCCAGUGUGUGGCAAGCAUUAUGUCAAUGAGGGGUCCUUAAGAAAACACUUAGCCUGUCACGCGGAGACCUCUCAGCUGGCCAACACCCUGCGAAUGUGGCCCUGCAGCGUUUGUCAAGCGGUCUUUACCCAUGAAAACGGGCUACUAACCCACAUGGAAUCGAUGCGUAUGGAUCCGAAGCAUCAGUUUGCGGCUCAAUAUGUCUUGUCUCGAGCAGCGGCUGAACAGCGCGAGCGUGACUCUAUCUUAGCGGCAACCCUGGCGGCCAGCAGCGGCUCCGGCGGAACUGCCGCAAGAUUGGGUAUUAGCGGAGGAGUAGACCCAUCCCGAAACCUAUUGCCGAUAGUUGGCGGCGCCUCCCGCCACUCAGAUGGUUCCAAUUCAAAGUGCCCAUCGCCAUCGGUCAAUUCCGAAUGCUCCUCAACAGGACGCCUCUCAUCCUCCACAGCCUCUGAUCAAGAUCAGGAUCAUGAUCAGAGUGAGAAUGAGAAUUGUCUGAACAAUAAUAACUCUAACUCAAAUUUAAACAAAAUGACUGAGCUGCGACGAUUGCCCAGUGCCAAUCAUGGCCAAUAUGGACACAUCGACUCCAUGGACACUGAAAUGCAUGUGGCCAAUAGGAUGUCCCUAAUGGCGGCAGCGGCAGCCGCCGUGGCGGCUUCAAGACCACAGCAAGAGGGAGGAAACGUCGAUAGUGCCGCUGUCGUGCCCAGUGCAGCGGUCCAGGCCGCCGUUGUCAACCUUGCGGCGGCCAUGAGAAUGAACACAUCUAGCAAUGGCACAGCGGGAGGAUAUCAGCAGCAACAUUGUGGUGAACACCUUUCUCAGGCACACCAUCCACACCCACAUUCACACCAUGCACACACACAUCCCCAACCCCCGCAUCAUCAUCAACAGCAUCAGCAACAGCAGCAGCAUCCAGGAGCGCAGCAGCCACAAUUGUCCCAUUUGCUGGGGCAAUCGCAUCCUGGCAACACCAACUCCUCCCGAUCCCAACGAUCGCCAAAUAUCAAUGUGCCAAGUCUGCAAAACGAAUCCUCGCCUACCACAAUGAACGUUCAUAUGAUGCGCGGUUCUCUGGAACUUCAGGAUGGCGCCCCCCACUUGGGCUCCUUGCACCCCAUAGAUGUUCUUCAGCAGCAACACCAUCAUCAGCAGACGUCCAACUAUUCGCAGCAUGCCGUGGCACCCACCAGCAGUAGCAGUCAUCCACAUUCGCAUGCACAUCACACCGCGUCUCAUCACCUGCAUCCGGAUCCGGAGACGGCGUUGCGGAUUCAUCAGGCGGAGGCGAUUCUGCGAUCGCACACGGAGGCGGCCUUUCGGCUGGCCACCGGCGCGGCGGGAGUGAAAAGCGAGUCGGAACAGCAUCUCAAUGGGAGCAAUAAUGCCAGUAGCAGAUUCCUUACGCAUCAAACGGAUCACCAUGAACUGCCCUCCAGUUCCUGAAGCUAAAUCGAUGCCAAGAACCGUGAGGAAAAAGUGGCAAGAACAGAACAGAAACAGACCAGAGAAUAGACGAUAUAGUAGAUUUAGGAACAGACAACAAAAGCAGAGAAAAGCAACAGAUAAAAGACAACAAAAAACAAAACUGAAAAAUGAUGGAGAACAGAAUCAAGUACAACGAUUUCGCAGUUGAAAACAUUUAGCAUUAAAUAAAAUUAAAAACUAAAUAUAAAUACGAACGCAUAAGGAUCUGUAUGGUAAACAUUUAUUUCAAACUAAAGAAAAUAAAAGGUGUGUUGAGGU